UAUGAUAAACGAAAUCAUACAGUGUUAAAAUAAACCAUACACCAUGUGAUUGAGUGUUAAACGCGAAUUGCUAAGUCGUACAUUCAACAUGAAAGAUAAGAUAUUUUUUUCAAAGAAUAAAGCUCCAAAAAAAGUGAAUAAUCGUCGUGGAAGACUCAUCAUUCGAAAUCUUCCAUUUACUACAAAUGAAGAACAAUUAAAAGAACAUUUUGCUAAAUUUGGUGAAAUUAAUGAUAUUAAACUUCUACGUAAACCUGAUGGGAAACUUAUUGGAUGUGGAUUUGUACAAUUUAUUGUUAAACAAAAUGCUGCCAAAGCAAUUGCCCAUACUAGUGGUAAAGAUUUUUUUGGCCGAUCUAUUGUUGUUGAUUGGGCUAUACCAAAAAAUAAAUAUGAAACAAUUCAUACUUCAAAGGAAAAUGAAGAAAUUGCUACAGUUAAAGAGGAUAUAGCGCUAGAAAAUAAAAAUGAAGAUAUAAAAGAAGAAGUUGUAUCAGAUGUCGAAGAAAAUAUAGAUGACACUUCAAAAACUAUAGAUGAUUAUCUCACUCUUGAUUCAACAAAAAAUGAAGAUGAUAAUUUUGUAGAUUUUGAAACUACAGCUUCUGAAAAAAAUGAUAGUAUAAAGAGAAAAUGUACUGACGAAACAGAAUCUGUAAUUCCUGCUACAAAUAAAAAACGUUUCAAGUCUCAUGAUGUUAAAGAAGGUUUGACAAUAUUUUUCAAAAAUGUAUCAUUCAGUACCACCAACAAAGAACUUCAGUGUUUUAUGAAAGAACGUUUUGGUCCCAUUUACUAUGCACUUAUUUGUGUAGACCGUUUAACAGAGCAUUCAAAAGGAACAGCGUUCGUGAAAUUCAGGGAUACUAGCAGUGUAGAAGCUUGUAUGCACAGUUCCCCUGAAAAUUUAACUUUAAACGGCUCUACAAUGGAACCACAAAUGGCAAUUGAUAAAGAAGUUCUCGAUAGAUCUAAUGAAAAUAAAGUUGUUCACAAAGAUAACAGAAACUUAUUUUUAAUCAAAGAAGGAGUUAUAAUUGCUGGCACAUCAGCUGCAAAUGGUGUUUCUGUUCAUGAUAUGAACAAACGUUUAGAAUUAGAACAAUGGAAAUCUCAAGUAUUAAAAAAUUUAAAUAUGUUUGUGGCUCGAAAUCGACUUAUAGUUCACAAUUUACCAGCUAAUAUGGAUAAUAAAAAAUUAAAAGAUUUAUUCACAAAGUAUUCACGUCCUAAUGCAGUAUCAAAAGCAGUUGUAAUGAGAAAUUUAAAAAAGGUCGAUCUAAAAGGACAAGCUAUUUCAAAAGAAUAUGGUUUUAUUACAUUCAAACAACAUGAAGAUGCUUUAAAAGCACUCAGAGCUAUAAAUAAUAAUCCAAAUAUUUUUAAUGCUAAUAAGAGACCAAUAGUUGCAUUUUCUAUUGAAAAUAGACUUGUUUUACAAGCUAGGCAACGAAGAACAGAAAAAAGUAAACUCUGCAAUCCAUUAUUUAAUAAACAACAUCCAGGUUCUUCUGCUACUGAAAACAAAAGAUUUAAUACUAAAAGUAAUGACAAAAACAAAAAUCAGAGAGCUAAUAGUAGUUUAUCAAAAAAAAAAAUGACUGACCUUCCGGAGUAUACUGGUAUAACAGCUAGAGAGGGACAUACAGCAAUUCGAUCCAAGUUUAAGUUGAAGAUUCAGGCUGAAGCUCACCAGAAAAAUGUUAAAACUAAGAAGAAGUUAACCAUGAAAAAGAAACGUGAUCUUGCCAUUAGAAAUGAGAAAAAGAGAGAACCAAAAUUAAAAAGUAAAAAGAAAAACAGUACCAAAAAUGAUGUGUCAUUUUCAAAUUUGGUUAAUAAAUAUAAAAAUAAAAUAUCAGGACCAGAAACAUUAAAAAAAUGGUAUGAAUAAUAAU
Messenger RNA from Sipha flava (yellow sugarcane aphid), 1898 nucleotides. Its product is annotated as RNA-binding protein 28. The record is from RefSeq and is a predicted model, not a curated record. Gene Ontology annotation, molecular function: RNA binding. Bases 89 to 1894 code for a protein of 601 amino acids. The transcript is spliced from 10 exons. Lineage: Eukaryota; Metazoa; Arthropoda; Insecta; Hemiptera; Aphididae.